Molecule: messenger RNA, 909 nt
Organism: Adineta steineri
Lineage: Eukaryota; Metazoa; Rotifera; Eurotatoria; Adinetida; Adinetidae
Source: the annotation of a GenBank genome assembly
AUGCCGGCAUCGUUCUAUACACCAUCAGAUUCACAUCAUUAUAGUAAAUAUCUAGGCGCAUUUAUAGAUGAAAUACCGAUUACUAAUAUUAACAACGAUCUUACUAGAUGGAUUCAGUCAAAACCAGAUGGCACGAUUGUGUACAGUGCUUUUGGUAGUACUUCUAUUAUUCCCUAUGAGCGUAUGUAUAAUUUAAUUAAUGGUUUGGCUAAUUUUCUUCUGGAAGAAGAUGACAGUUCUAUACUAUUGGCAUUUCGCAAUGUAAAUUAUGACACAUAUCAAACGGUAUUAACGAAUUUAAACAACGAUGAAUUGCAUAAAAUCUUGAAAAAUGAAGAUCGAGUGAGAAUCGAAAAUGGAUUUGUACAACAGAAAUGGAUUUUACAACAGAAUCAAAUCAAAAUCUUCUUAAGUCAUUGUGGAAUGGGCUCUGCUUUAGAAGCAUUAUACUACAGCAAACCUUUACUAUGCAUGCCUUUCUGUUUAGAUCAGUUCUCUAAUGCAAUCGCCAUCGAUAAUCUAGAUGUUGGACAAUCAUUGUUCGUACCACCAUCUCUCUGGCAAUCUUUGAUAAAACCUUAUGACUUUGCUAAAUAUACUUUCACAGCUGCGAGCGUGACAAAUAAAUUAUUAGCUAUGUGGUCAAAUGUAUUAUACAAAGAAGCAGCUGGACGCAUGUCAUUGGAAAUGAAAUAUGCUGGUGGUGUGAAGCAAGCCGUAAAAGAAAUAGAGUUUUUUGUUAAUCUCGGUGGUGAUCUAGAUCGUUUUGAACCAUUUUCAAGUACAUUACCAUUUUAUCAACGAUAUAUGUUUGAUCUACUGUUUGUAUUCAUUGUCUUACCGGGAACAAUCUCCUUAUACAUCUGUUUUAAAUGUUGUAAGCGAAGACAAAAAUCAAAAAUAGAUUGA